Blepharisma stoltei is the source of this 1437-nucleotide messenger RNA. The record is from the annotation of a GenBank genome assembly. NCBI's taxonomy places the organism in Eukaryota, Ciliophora, Heterotrichea, Heterotrichida, Blepharismidae.
AUGAAUAGCAGCCAAGUCGAUAAGUAUGGCUUUAUCUGUGAAAAUCCACCUAAAAUUUCAGCAAAAGAAGCCCAAAAAGAACAAGUUCAGGUCCAAGAAUGAAAUUUUAUCAUGAAAAACUGAACCCAGCAGCUUGCUCUUAGAUUUGAACAAAUUAAAUCAAGGAUCAGAAAAGGGAUCCCAAAUAGUAUUCGUGGGCAACUUUGAUAUCUCAUAUCUGGAGCUGAAAUAUUCAAAAGCAAUUAUCCAGAAAAUUAUUAUCAAACUCUUCUGACUAUUGAUGUAAAUACUGAGGUAGAAAAUGAUAUUUCUGCAGAUAUAGGCAGGACAUUCCCAAAUCAUACAAAAUUUCAGACGAAAAAAGGCAGAAGAUCUUUAAGCAGGAUUCUUAAAGCAUAUUCCUUACUCGACCGAAGAAAUAAAAUGGUGACGUUGACGGAAAUUGGACUCCAAGACUCACCUCCUAUGGAGCUGGUAGGACCCCAUUGCUGAUGAAGCUGAAGAUACAGGUCUGUUUCCUGUCCUAAGUAGGCCUUCAGUUGUGGGGAAGCCGUGCCGAAGAGGAAGUUUUAUUUCUCCCCCGAAGGUUUUUCCUGUCCCUGCCAGACGGGCUAGACAGGUUUUUCCUACCACAUGGUCUUCCUUCAUCGGGACCAUCGGGGCACUCAGACAGAAGUGGCUCUGCCCAAAGGAGCUGAUCCCUUGGACAGGUGGUUUGACCAGAAAUCAAGAUGGCGUCUGGCCUGGGAGUAUGGCCACAUCAGAACCCGACCGGGAGUCGUCUUUCGAGCUGAGGUGCUGAGGUCAGUGGCUCAGCCGCUUAUGGCCUUACAAAAAACUAACUUACUUAACUUACUCGACCGAGAAGUUGGAUAUACCCAAGGCAUGGCAUUCAUUGCUGCUUCAUUUUUAAUUCACCUUAAUGAAGAAGAUAGUUUUUGGCUAUUUGCUUCUGUGAUGACACAAUAUAAUUUCAGAGAGUGCUUUAUAUUAAAAAUGCCCAAAGUAGAAGAAUCUUUUUAUAUUGCCAAUGGAUUAAUGCGGCAUUAUUUAUCAGGGCUAUGGAAUUAUUUUAAAAAUGUUGAGAUAAACGUCUCUAUGUUUGCUACACAAUGGUUUAUGACUGGGUAUAAUGUAAGCUUUAAAUAUGAAACGGCUGCAAGGGUUUGGGACUGUUUUUUAUUUGAAGGGGAAAAGGUGUUUUUCAGGGUAUUUUUGGGGGUCUUAAAAUUGCAUAGAAAAAGCUUGAAUGGGCAAAGUUUUGAAAAUGCGAUGGAAGUGAUUAGAGGAAUUGGGAAUAGGACAGAAACAGAGCUGCUAUUGAAGACUGCGUUUAAGUUUUCUCUGAGCAAGAAGCUGAUUGAGAGGUUGAGAAGUGAUUAUAAAAAUAAUCCCAAACCAAAAUAUCUUAUAGGGAUUAAUAGAAAAAGCAGAUAG